This is a messenger RNA of Anopheles funestus (African malaria mosquito), 3712 nucleotides long. RefSeq lists its product as uncharacterized. Gene Ontology annotation, molecular function: nucleosome binding; ubiquitin-protein transferase activity. The record is from RefSeq and is a predicted model, not a curated record. The transcript is spliced from 4 exons. NCBI's taxonomy places the organism in Eukaryota, Metazoa, Arthropoda, Insecta, Diptera, Culicidae. Gene Ontology annotation, cellular component: site of double-strand break; nucleus. The coding region runs from base 534 to 2672 and encodes 712 amino acids. Gene Ontology annotation, biological process: double-strand break repair.
UCCGAUUGUCUGUGGGUAUGUAUAGAAAAGUCACUCAUCAGCAGACAAAACGGGAUCUCAUGAAUCCAGGGAGAAGGGCAUUCAAUCCAAUCGCCUAGCUGGCUGUCAAAUUACAUGUAGCGUAAUGUCAACAAUAGAAGUUUGCUGUUGAAGAACGGAUUGAAAUAGGCAGGAAAUAGUGGUGUAACAUUGGCAAACUGCAUUGGACUCUGUGCCGGUUUUUUGUUUUCGCAAGAACGUAAUCCCGUCCGUGUUUGUCGUUUGAUUUAUUGGGCUGUUCCUCAGCGUAAGCGUACAGUGUUGGCACUUUUCACCGGAUUUCUGUCUGCAAGGGAGCCAUGUAGAUGUUGGAACUGUUAAGCUUAAUGAUAGGUGUAUUGUGUGCGAUGUUGUUUUCUAAAGGUACCAUAUUUGUGGUAUUUGUGGAUAAUAUGUUGGCCGACCUCUGUUCCUUGGUGUUGUACUCUCUCUACCAUUGACACAUUCCUGUCCUUCCUGUACUGUGGUUGCAGAAUUAAAACGGUAGCUUCGAAAUGUAUUCAAAAGUGCUGAACUAUCCUACGGCUAGCAACAAUACGAACGCACAUGCACGCUUCGUGGCCAGUUCCUCAGAGGCAGUUUCAACCAGUACAAGCGCGAGAUCCUCUUCUUUUAACUACGACAACCUAAGCUACGACGAUAUUCUCUGCACGGUCUGCCGAUCGGUUCUGAACGAGCCGGUGUUUCUGCCGUGCCAACAUCUGUUUUGCCGUAAUUGCAUCCUUGAAACGGUUGAAACAAACAACCUGUACUGUCCAUGCUGUAGGAAACGGUUCGGUACAUGGUAUCGUAAUGCUUCCCGUGCCAACGAGCUCGUACACGAGCAGCUUUGGCGAGCAAUCCAAAGCCAGUUCCGUGAACACCUCGAUGAAGACAACCCGUCUGGUUCGUCAAAAGGUACCACGGCACACUUAACGAAACCCUUAUAUACAGACCCGCCAACAUCCACCAUAAAAUUGGCCAAUCCCGGAGAAAUCGGAAAGGAGUAUAAAGACGAAUUGAAACGUUUCCAGAAGGAACUUCUUGAGGAAAAGACAAAAGAACUGUCCGCCUCCGAACAGUACAUUAUCAAUUUGUACAAACAGGAAGGUAUCAUUGACCUUGCUGACAACAGCAGCCAUGUUUCUGUGUCCUCAGCGACCACUCCCGAUCUACUAGAUAGUGUUGGUGGUGAAAAAUGUACAACCGAAGUACAUGCGCCAACCAGCUCCGGUUCUGCGGCUGGUCCAUCGACGGUACAUAAACAAACUCUGCCAAACUUAACCCUUAACGGAACAAAGGCGCCCGGAUCAUUCAAUCCUAUCUCACCAUCGACAGGAAGUGUUAUUUCCAUUUCCUCAACGUCAUCCGCUGCGUCCGGCGUGACAGCUUCAUCGUGCGCUACGUCGUCCGCCUCAGGACGCUACAGUUUAAUCAAAUCCGUUGCCCAGAAGGUCGGCCGUUCGGCAGAGAUCGUAAAACAAAAAGUGCAGGACACAAUCUUGCAUCGAUUAACUGCGGGAAAAUUGCAACAGCAUCAACGAACAUUAAACGCCAUCGAUCUCAACAAAAGCGAACUGUGUGUCAAGCCAACUGCAGUGCACAAGCUCGAACGUCGUGGUGUGGAGGGCGACGGAACCGAAUGCGACGAUUCGGACAGCUUAAAAUCGGAACAAAACCACUUCAUUCCUAUCAUACAAUCGAUGCCGAAAAGCAGCUUCUCGUGCAAUACAUUUCGACGUGUCCCUACUGUCCGACCUGUUCCAUCGCCGCUAAAAUAUGAAUCAUCUCCGAAGAGCAGUUCGUUUCAGCCGUUAAAACACAAAAGAACGUUGUCGGCAUUUAAGGUUGUGAAACUAUCAGUUCUAACUCCCCCGCAUAAUCCAUGGGAGGAAAGCACCGAGCAGUCAUCUGUGUCCCUGGUUCCUUUGACCUUAAAGAAGAAAGGCCCCACCAGUACACCACGUAAACGUGGUCGUCCUCGUCAUAUAAAGCUCAAGUUCACACCCAGCAAAAUUCAGAAGCCUUCGGCAAAAAAUGCAAACACCGUAAGUUCUUCUUCUAACAGUCGUACCAAACAAACAGCUGAAGAACGGCCGACCACUAUAAAGGAAAUUAUAGUGAGCGAUCAGCAACGUCGAGAGCAGCAGAUUGAAAUGGAACGGCGUGAUUUUGAGUUUGCUCAGAAGCUGCAACAAAAGUUAAAUCGGUCGUGUGGUGUAAUGCAAGAGAUACUAAGACAGCAUCCUCCGAUUUAUCGAAGUACUGGCUAUUCUCUGCGCCGCAAAGGCCCUGUAGACAGCUGCAGUGAAACAACGUGCAACGCCAGUGGCAGUAGCAGCCAAAACAACAACACAAUGUUCAACGGAUCGGUCAAUAGCAUGCUUAGUCCCAGCAGCACAAAGAAAACGUCCGCUCAAACGACGCGCAAACGUAAGGCUACCAGCAGCAGUGUAGAAAACGACGUUCCAUCUAGUUCCUCGCCAACCCAGCGGAUUACGACACAAAUGAGAACCAGACGUCAAACGAGACAGAUUAGAAAGAAAAAUGAGAACGAUUCUAGUCUUGAUGAAGCGACAGAUCAUCCGGAAGUACAGCAAAAGCAUUUGUGUCCAGCACCACUGCGUAAGUCUACUAGAAAUAAGACACGUUAACGGAAUGGUCUUGUUACGAUUCCUUUGAAAAUAGUGGAAACGCGUGGAAAAUUAAUGGUUCCAUCGAGUCCACUAAAUCAAAAGCAUGAACUGUCUUUUUGUUGGUAAUCAUACACUUAACAAGUUUAAAUUGACAUUCAGCUUGGUGUAUCCCUUUUGCAUUCUGAAUCGAUGUUUCUGUAUAAAACAGGAUGAGCGAAAUGAUAAUCCAACUAGGAUAUUUAAACUGGAAGGCGACGUCGAACAUUUCGAGUCACCCCGGGGUAGAAAUAUAUUUUGGAAGCAAAGUAAUACUCCAUUUGAAAAUUUUUAAUUUGGUACGUACGUGAAACGUGGUCCUUGCGUCUAAUUUAAGUAAUUAACCCGUAUGUUUAAAACAUCGCAAAACGUUUUGUUGAAAUACAGUUCUUGUACCUAUCUACUCUCACUAUACAUUAUAAACACCUCGAGGCGGUCACAACAAUCAAUGCAUGAUUUUGUGGAACAUCCAUCGCAAAAGCAGUUUUUUUAUUGUCGCUGCAUAAUUAUCAUACCAUUGGUCCGGCAAAAAAGAAUAGGUAACGAACAGUACCAGCAAUUCAGGUGUAUGUAAAUGUGCAGAAGAAACAAUUUUGUCGAUCGGAUUCCAAUACGUAGUUAUGUAUAAUUUUUAUCGACUAUACUUUAUGCACUAGAAUGUCAUGUGCGCAAAGGAUUCAGAUUGUGGUACUGGGUGGGUAUCUGCAUCUCGCACCGUUGCCCGUAAUCUUCUAAUUCGCAUUCUACAACAUUGCAUUUACGAUAGAGAAAUGUAGGCCAUAUUCCCUAAACCGAUGGUUUGUGUGCAUGGUUUAUUUGCGUAAGAAAUCGUUUUUUUUUUUUACAGAUCAAACAAGGUGUUGCAAUUUUAAGAGUCGAGAUUUUAGAAACGUGUGUCCGAAAUGCGGAUUUUUCUGCAUUAUUAAUGCAAUUGCGCAAGCAAACAAAACUCAAACUAAAAAAUAAGCCACCAUAAAAGAUACACUCGGAAAAAGCAAAAUAAAGUUAUCAUCAUUAUAAAA